AACCAUCACCAUUGAUGAAGCUCGGACUUGGAUGAAAGUUUGUCAAUCCGGUAAAGUCAUUAAUUUCCGUGGACAGCGGCAUAAUCGGCUCAAAUUGCGACACCGCUGUCUCUGUCCAUACUGCAUUCGGUAUACUGGACACCACUGAAAAAACCCACUUAAAAACUUUGGAGCUUGUUCAAACCAAACCCGUUUAUUAAUUGACAAUGCUGCCCGGGCAUUCAAACUUUGUCAGCCACUCAGCAACUCAAGAUCACGGGAAACAAUCAAAGCUCCUUCAUGCGUUUUAACAGAACCAAUGCCUUCUCUCCAUUGACUUGUUUUUCUGAACAAAAUGGAGAGAAAAACACAGGCCCCCAUGCUUUUACAGGCAUUGUGGGUUUCGGUGCUCCUCAGCGUUUUCACGGCUGUAGCUGCGAAGAAUACAGACCCGGUAGUGAUUCGGAUCAGCUGUGGCUCCACCAAGGACACCCGAUCACCUCGCACUAACUUUCUCUGGCACAAAGAUUUUGGCUACACAGGUGGCCGGUCUGCCAAUGCCACUGGCACAAGCAACAUUGCACCGCAGCUCGAUAAACUCCGCUACUUUUCCUUGUCAGAUGGCCCUGAAAAUUGCUACAAUAUCAGUGGCCUUCCUCAAGGUCAUUAUAUGCUGCGGCUCUUCUUUGGAUUGAAUGAAGAUGUUUUGGCUGAUCGGGAACCCCUUUUUGACAUCUCUGUUGAAGGCACUCAGGUCUAUUCUGUCAAGCCAGGGUGGUCUGUAAAUGAUGAGCAGUCAUAUGUUGAAAUGAUGGUGUUUGUUUCUGACACAGCUGCCACGGUCUGCUUUCACAGCACUGGGCACGGGGACCCAUCUGUAAUGUCAAUAGAGGUUCUUGAGGUGCAUCCCCGGGCUUAUUAUUUUGGGGACAGUUGGGCAGAUUUGAGUUUGAGGACACUCAAACGCAUCAACUGUGGACAUCAAUUGGGUCGAUUAUAUGAGUUUGGAGAUUUGUUCUGGUUGUCAGACAGUGGUGUUGACAAGAGUGGCGGACAACCUUUGGUGACAGAGAGACAAAUCAAAGACACACCAACAGCCCCAAAUUAUUAUCCAGUGCAGAUUUAUCAAUCGGCUACAAGGGGUAGUGUAGGGGAGCCUUUGAGUUACAGGUUCAGUGUGGAGCCUGGGAAGAGUUAUUCUGUGUGGAUGCAUUUUGCAGAGAUUGAGAAUGGUGUGCAUAGGGAAGGGCAGAGGGUGUUUGAUGUGGUAGUAAAUGGGCAGGUAGUUUUUGGGAAUGUGGAUGUUGUGAGGAUGACAAAGGGUGCUUUUACUGCUCUGGUGUUGAAUGUGACAGUGACUGUGAAUAGCAGAAGUCUGGUGAUUAGUUUCAGGCCACGGCGACAGAGCAGCGCACUUGUGAAUGCAAUCGAAAUAUUUGAAUUGAUAGAAAUGGAGCAGAAGACUUUGAAGAAAGAAGUUUGGGCUUUGCGGGAGCUGAAGAAGACCUUAGGACUUCCUCUUCGGUUUGGAUGGAAUGGUGAUCCUUGUGUUCCCCAGCAACACCCUUGGAGUGGAAUCAACUGCCGAUUUGAUCAGAAAGAAAAUGCAUGGUUCAUUGAUGGAUUAGGCCUUGACAACCAGGGAUUGAAGGGAUUUAUAAGUGAUGAGAUAGCAAAUCUACAAGGUCUACAAAGCGUAAAUUUGAGUGGAAACAGUAUACAUGGACCGAUUCCUUCUGCAAUUGGGACUAUUUUUAAACUGGAGAUUUUAGAUCUGUCAAAUAACAUGCUGAAUGGCUCAAUUCCUGAAAGCUUUGGUAGUUUGAGUCAUCUGCGGAAACUGUAUCUUAAUGGAAAUCUUUUGUCUGGAAAAGUUCCAGCUGCACUAAAUGGUGGACCUAUCCAUGGGGCAAGCUUCAAUUUUGCAGAAAAUGCAGGCCUUUGUGGUGUUCCUGGACUCCGAUCAUGUGGCCCCCAUCUUUCAGCAGGAUCUAUUUUUGGGAUAGCUCUAGGAGUUAUAUUCUCAGCAAUCGUUUUUCUUGUAUGUGGAGUCUGCAUGUGGAAAAGAAGGCAAAACAUUCUUCGUGCACAACGACUUGCCUUGCGGGAAGCUCCAUAUGCAAAAGCUAGGACUAACUUUACAAGAGAUGUGCAAAUGUCGAGACCUUACAUUCAUGAUCACAUUCGAACUUAUACAGAUCCUGGGCCACAAUUACUUACUUAGUCAUCUCCCUAGGUGCCAAGACUAUGUUGUGUAAUCAUGAUGUUUAUAAUAGAAACUGGUAUUUAUUUCCAUAUACCAAACAAGAUUCAGAUAUAUUGUUUUGCAUAGGAUGAAAGUUACCACCUCAUUCGGCAUAUUACUCUUCAUUUGUUGCAUUUAAAGGCUUGAAGAACAAUUCCUAAAUUUCGGGUUGAUAUUGAAGUCAACCCUUGUUGAAGGAAUCAAGAGCCAAUUUCUGGUUCAUUUUUUUUCCAUUCAUUAUUUUAUAGACAUUUUUACUUCGUGGUCCAUAUGCAUAGAUACUCACAAGUCACAAUGACUAUGUUCCAUGCUAUGAUAAGUUUGAUUCUGUUUUUCA
Messenger RNA from Cryptomeria japonica (Japanese cedar), 2561 nucleotides. RefSeq names its product receptor-like protein 4. Gene Ontology annotation, molecular function: protein binding. NCBI's taxonomy places the organism in Eukaryota, Viridiplantae, Streptophyta, Pinopsida, Cupressales, Cupressaceae. The transcript has 9 exons. The record is from RefSeq and is a predicted model, not a curated record. Bases 335 to 2203 code for a protein of 622 amino acids.